Molecule: messenger RNA, 708 nt
Organism: Camelina sativa (false flax)
Lineage: Eukaryota; Viridiplantae; Streptophyta; Magnoliopsida; Brassicales; Brassicaceae
Source: RefSeq, a predicted model, not a curated record
AUGGCAGAACUCAAGCAUUACAAUCCUCAAGCAUACAACUCUCUACAACUUACAAAUCCAAUAACAUGGUCAAGAGCUUUUUUCAAGAUUGGUAUCUGCUGUAAUGACAAUCUUAACAAUCUCAGUGAGUCAUUCAAUAGGACUAUUAGACAAGCCAGGAGAAAUCCUUUGCUGGAUUUGCUUGAGGACAUAAGAAGACAGUGCAUGGUCAGAAAUGCAAAGAGGUUUAUCAUAGCUGAUAAUAGGUUGAAGACACGGUUCACCAAAAGAGCUCAUGCUGAGAUUGAAAAAGCAAUUGCUGGAGCCCAAUAUUGCGAGAGAUAUAUGGCUAGAAACAACAUACAUGAGGUAUGUCAGAAUGGUGUAGGUUAUAGUGUUGAUAUGGAUGCAAGAAGUUGUGGAUGCAGGAAGUGGCAGAUGGUUGGCAUCCCAUGUUCUCAUGCUACAAGUAUGAUAAUAGGGAAAAAAGAGAAGGUUGAAGAUUAUGUCAGCGACUACUACACAAAGAAAAGGUGGCGAGAGACAUACCUUGAUGGUAUUAGGCCUGUGCAAGGGAUGCCAUUGUGGCCUAGAUUGAACUGGUUGCCUGUAUUGCCACCACCAUGGAGAAGAGGAAAUCCCGAAAGACCUUCUAUGCUAGGAGGAAAGGAAGAAAUGAAUCUUCGUCUUCUUCAAAUACCAAGAAGAUGUCAAGGGAAAAAAGAAUAA